This is a messenger RNA of Fusarium venenatum, 918 nucleotides long. RefSeq lists its product as uncharacterized. NCBI's taxonomy places the organism in Eukaryota, Fungi, Ascomycota, Sordariomycetes, Hypocreales, Nectriaceae. Gene Ontology annotation, cellular component: nucleus. The record is from RefSeq and is a predicted model, not a curated record.
AUGUCAAAGAUUCUUACAGUUUUCGGCGCCACUGGCAACCAGGGCGGUUCAGUCGUCCGCGCCAUCCUCAACGACCCCGCUCUCUCCAAAGAGUUCAAGAUUCGUGGCAUCACCCGUGAUGUCUCCAAGCCAGCUGCCAAAGAGCUCGCCGCAAAGGGUGUUGAAGUCGUUUCUGCCGACAUGAACACAGCCGAACAAGUCGCUCCCGCCGUCAAGGACGCUCACACUGUCUUCCUGGUCACAAACUACUGGGAAACUAACAGCGGAAAUGGCGAGAUUGCCCAAGGAAAGGCUGUCGCUGAUGCUUGCAAGACUGCAGGUGUGAAGCAGCUUAUUUUCUCAUCUCUUCUCGAUACCAACAAGAUUAGCAACGGUCGUCUUACCCACAUCAAGCAUUUCGAGGGCAAGGCCGAGAUUGAGGAGUACAUCCGUCAGAUCAACGUUCCCGCUACUUUUGUUCUCCCUGGUUUCUUCGCUUCCAACCUAUUCACCUCGAUUCGAAAGAAUGAGGAUGGUAGCUAUGCUUGGGCUCUGCCUGGCCAUGGUGAUAAGACUCAAGUACCUAUCUUUGAUGUCCAGGCCGAUAUGGGCAAAUUUGUCAGGGCUGCCAUCAAGAACUUCCCCGGUACCAUCAACAAGCGCAUCUUUGCAGCCACAGAUUACUACACUCCCAACCGAAUCGUCUCCGAGUUUAGCGAGGUUAUGGGCAAGCCUGCUAUUUUCAAUCAGGUUCCCGCCGACGUAUUCAAGACAUUUCUUCCCGCAGCUAUUGCGGACGAACUGACAGAGAACAUGAUGCUAUUGGAGGACCCCGGCUACUAUGGUGGGGCUGACCUGAAGGAGAGCUUGGACAUGCUUGAUGAGAAGCCGAUUACUUGGAAGGAGUUUGUUGAGAAGAACAAGUCCAAGUGGGAGUAA